AGGAGAUGGUUCUUUUUUAUACUGACCCGAUUGAGUGUGCUUCAGUUAUUCUUGCCAUCACAUAAGUUCACAUCUGGCAUUUGAUGUCGAUCCCAACGUUUUGUAAGGUUAAGUGUCUGAUCCUGUGGUAAUCCAACCAUGUAGCUUUGAAAGGUGCAGUCUUAGCACGAACCAUUUGCCACACUGGCUUCAGUAACAACACUUAAGGUUUAUGGAAGCUCUUCUGGAGGUUUUUGCCAAACUCCUCUACAACUCAGCAGUCAUGAGCAAAUGGCCAUCCUAGAUUGAUCCCUUAGUGGUAGAAAUCGUGCUAGAUUUGAAGCCAUCGCACUUCUGAAUAUACGUGAUGAUAAGAAAGGAUCGAGAACCGGCCACCUGAAAUCCUAUCCAGUGGUGAUAGUUGUAGUGCCUGUUCAAUUGCCUCCAAAAAUAUCCUCUCUAAAGGGCUGGCUCCACACUUUCCUGCUGCUCAUUGCUGAACAUAACUUAAGUUGAUUCCUUCGUAAGAUCUGACCAUCCAAAGUGCUUCAGAAGUAUUGGUGCUUUGAACAAAUUUUUGCACCCUCUAACCUCUGUUACUGUAUCUUCUGGACAUCAACCCCUGGAGUGUGACUAAAGGUUCUGGGUUGCUGUACGUAUCAAAGUUGAUGGCAUGGGCAUUGCAGUCUGAUAGUCAAGAUGAUUUAUGCAAUUCUCUCCUGUCUAAUGAACCAUGUUGGCAAGAAAUGAGGAAUUUGGGUCUGGGUUUUUGGCUUACAAGUGGAACUUCUUUACGUGCAAGGAUGGAGAAGCUGGCGAGGCUACAAUUUUUGAAAAGGAAAGAUCCAAAGGAAUGUGCACUUCUGUACCUGGCACUGAAUAGACAACAAGUUUUGGCUGGAUUAUUUAAAAUUAGCAAAGACGAAAGGGACAAACCCUUGGUUGGGUUUCUUUCGCCAAACUUUCAGGAGGAAAAGAAUAAAUCUGCAGCUUUGAAAAAUGCAUAUGUUUUGUUGGGGAGACAUCAACUGGAGCUUGCAGCUGCUUUCUUUCUUCUUGGAGGUGAUCUUUCUUCUGCUAUUGCUGUCUGCACCAAAAACAUAGGAGAUGAACAACUUGCGCUCGUAAUAUGUGAACUUGUGGAAGGAACCAAUGGGCCAGUGCAACAUGAACUUAUCUUAAAUUAUUUAUUGCCCUCCGCUAUCGAGAAAGAGGAAAAUUGGCUUGCCAGCAUGUUGGAGUGGAGGUUAGGGAAAUAUUCUCAAUCGAUAUUGCGCUUGCUUCAUGUGGCAGUUGACUUAACAGUUGAAGAAAAGAUAUUAGAUCUUCCUGGCACUCACUUUGCUUUCUUAGACCCAGAUGUUGGUCAGUACUGUGCAAUCCUUUCAGCGAAACGGAGCUUGCGGAAUUCCAUUGGUGAAUCUAGUGCUGAUACAUUGGCAAGAUGGGCUAUCAUAAUGACUUCAAUUGCUCUAAACAAAUGUGGACUUCCUGUAAGUGUAAUUAGUCUCUUAUUUCUAGUUCCCAUCUCUCAUAUGAUCAGGAUGCCGCUUAGUGCAUUGAUAUUUGUGUUGCUUCAGUCCCACAUAUCA
Amborella trichopoda is the source of this 1571-nucleotide messenger RNA. Lineage: Eukaryota; Viridiplantae; Streptophyta; Magnoliopsida; Amborellales; Amborellaceae. The record is from RefSeq and is a predicted model, not a curated record.